Messenger RNA from Pisolithus orientalis, 1353 nucleotides. RefSeq lists its product as uncharacterized. Gene Ontology annotation, biological process: translational initiation. Bases 55 to 1164 code for a protein of 369 amino acids. Lineage: Eukaryota; Fungi; Basidiomycota; Agaricomycetes; Boletales; Pisolithaceae. The transcript is spliced from 4 exons. Gene Ontology annotation, molecular function: protein-folding chaperone binding. Gene Ontology annotation, cellular component: cytosol. The record is from RefSeq and is a predicted model, not a curated record.
AAGGAUAAAAAGUAGUUGCAACCCAUCAAAUACACCUUCCUUAAACUUCACACUAUGGGUGCAGACUACUAUGGACUGUUGGGCGUCCCUCGCAACGCCAGCGAAGACGAUAUCAAAAAGGCGUACAAGAAAAUGGCGCUGAAGUGGCAUCCUGACCGUAAUCAAGGAUCCGAAGACGCUUCAAAAAAGUUCAAAGAGAUUUCAGAGGCUUUCGAAGUCCUCAGCGAUAAGAACAAGCGCGCUAUAUAUGAUCAGGUGGGCGAGGAGGGUUUGAAAGGAGGAGCAGGUCCACCACACGGAGCAGGUUUCUCCGGUUUCUCCGGCUUCCCGGGAGGUACUACUUUCACUUUCACAAGCUCAGGCCCGGGCGGUGGGCGUGCGGGUGGAUUCUCUCCAAGUGACCCUCAACGAAUAUUCGAGGAAAUAUUCUCGGGGAGCUUCCCAGGUCUCGGAAGGAUGGGUGGCAUGGGCGGCAUGAGCGGCAUGAGUGGCAUGAGAUCGGCCUUCGAUGAGGAUGAUGAUAUGGGAGCCUCGUUCUUCGGUAGUAUGCCCGGGGGGAUACCACGCUCCUCUACUGGUGCUCAGCGCGCCUCCUCAACUCCAGCGGCUUCUCAACCGUCUGAAAUUGUCCGACCAUUGAAGCUCACACUUGAAGAGCUCUACAAUGGAACCACCAAACACCUCAAGGUCGGUCGGAAACUACAGAAUGGCACCACAGACGAUAAAGUGCUCGCGAUCCACGUUGUCCCCGGCUGGAAGAGCGGAACUAAGGUCCGCUUCCCUCGGGCAGGAAACGAACAACCAGACGGAGAAGCACAAGACCUUGUCUUUGUCGUGGAGGAAAAACCACACCCUGUCUUCACUCGAGACGGAGAUGACCUAAUAUGUCACCUGAAGAUACCCCUAGUAGAUGCACUGACCGCCGACAUCGUGAAACGAUCGGUAGAGCAACUGGACGGGCGGAAGCUUCAGGUCACAGCACCACCUGGAAUCCUAAAACCGGGCACAGAGACAAGAGUGCCCAAUGAAGGGAUGAUGGUACGAAAGGCAGGAAGUACAAAGAGGAAGGGGGAUUUGAUUGUUCGAUGGGACAUCACUUUCCCUGUUCGGUUAACGACAGCACAGAAGGAAGGUAUCCGCAAGAUUCUGGAUUCAUCCACCUGAUUUGUGCUGGAGAACGUUGGACCCAUUUAGUGUACGACAGCAUUGUACCUCGAUUUAAUGUGCACGUGUAGCAACAUUUCCAUGCAUUGCUCUUGAAAUGACCCAUUGUAUCAUACACACAGGCACCAGUCGUCCUUGCAAAUAUCCAUUGCACUAUAAUUAAUCAUACACCGAGGAAUAGAAUUAACU